This is a messenger RNA of Morchella importuna, 864 nucleotides long. RefSeq lists its product as uncharacterized. Gene Ontology annotation, biological process: nucleosome assembly. Lineage: Eukaryota; Fungi; Ascomycota; Pezizomycetes; Pezizales; Morchellaceae. Gene Ontology annotation, cellular component: nucleus; chromatin. The record is from RefSeq and is a predicted model, not a curated record. The transcript is spliced from 4 exons. Gene Ontology annotation, molecular function: chromatin binding; histone binding. The coding region runs from base 1 to 864 and encodes 287 amino acids.
AUGUCAAAAGAACAGCAACCCAUUGACCAGGAGGCGAUUCAAUCCGCUCUUGCGGAACUAGCAGGCCUCGAGAAGGAGUUUGAGAAGGUCGAUGUCGACAUCCUACGCGAAACCACACUCCGUCAAGCCCCCCUCUUCACGCGCCGCAACGCCCUCACCUCGCGCAUCCACAACUUCUGGCCCCUCACCUUCGAGCAGGCCUCCUCCGCACUGCAAUUCGACGAGUUCGUGACGCCCGAGGACGCCCACGUGCUCGGCAAGUACCUUCGCAGCGUGAACGUGACGCGGCCCGACCUGGACCACGAGCCGCGCUCGGUGCGCAUCGAGUUCGAGUUCGACGCGAACGAGUACUUUUCCGAUGCGGUGCUGGCCAAGACGUUUGAGUACCAGGCUGGCGCGGGCGGGCUGGCGAGCAAGCCCGUGGCCAUCGGGUGGAAGGAGGGGAAGGACCUGACGGAGGGGGUUGCGGGCGCGGCGGCGGCGGCGUGGGAGGAGAGGGUGAAGGGUGCGCUGGGGGAGGUGCAUGAGCAUGAGCAUGGGGAGGGUGGGUGUGAUCAUGAGCAUGAUGAGGAGGAGGAGGAGGGGCCGGUGGAGGUGUUUCCGAAUGGGGAUGAGGUGGCGGUGCAGAUUGCGGAGGAUAUGUAUCCGAAUGCGCCAAAGUACUUUACUGAGUCCUUGGAGGAAGGUGAUGAUGAGGACGACGACGAGGAGAUCGAGCUCGACAGCGAGGCCGAGGAGGAGCUCACAAAGAACGGGGCCUCCGCCCUCCUGGCUCAGAUGGGAAAGAAGGGGAAGCGCAAUGGCGCUGGCGAGGCGCACGACAGCGAGGAUGAUGGCCCCGCGAAGAAGAAGUCCAGGAAGUAG